UCAGCUAUUUGUCUGACCUUGAUAUAUAUUUUAUAUCUAUGUCCAAUUACAGACUCUGGGUGCAUUUAAUUGUUUAUACAGAAAUUGAUUUUUCUUUAGUGUCAUUUUUAGCAAGUGAGGAGGAUGUUUCCUCUCGUCUUGGUCUCCAAAAAUGUUUAUUUUACAAGAUGCGUAUGCUGGCACCACAUAUAAUCUAUGAAGCAACAGCUCCACCUGCUGUAUGUCAAGUCCAACUACGCUUUGAAUGUGAUGAAGUCCGACGAAACCGUUUUUCACAGAUGAGCUGAGCGGAAGGAGGUUAGCGGAAGGUUUUUACCCAUCAUUUUUCCACUUGAAGCUAUGCUGCGGAUUAUUUAUAAUACUAAAUAAAACAAACAUUCAAAAAGUUAAAAACAUAGUAACUGCAGUUUUAUGUAAGAAUCGCACUUGGUUGAUAUCAAAAGAUUGGCGUGAUCGUGAAAGCGAAAUGUGACGAAUGAUCGUUUGCUCUUCAGUGCUGAGGCUGGAAAGACCUGCAGCAUGGCCUGUGCACAACAAUCUGCUGCUGAGUACCUGCGAACAUGCAGGUGUGAACUGGUGACUCGUAUGCAAAAUUAUCCUCUCAUCAUUGAGAAUCUUUAUCAGCAGAAGGUUUUCAAUGACCAUGAUGUUGAUGCUUUCAAAGCAGAGAAGACAGAGUUUGAUAAAGCCAGAUGUAUACUGGACAGGGUCAUUAAGAAGGGGCAAAACGCCAGUUAUGAAUUACUCAGGAUUUUAGAUUUCACCCGGAGAAGGACUCUACAUCCUGAUUUACAUCACUGGAUAAGUUGUUUUUCCUUCAGGGAAGAUGCAGACACUGUCUAUUUACUUGGUACAAAGCCCUGUCAAAACUACCAGAUACAGCUGAAGAAGAAAGCAGAAGAUAUCCUGAAGAAACAGUGGCAACAGAACUGCAAAUAUCUGCAAAACAAGAAAGAAGCAAACUUCAUUUACGUACCUCUUGUUCUAGAGACAGACGCUGUGGUGAAAACUGCUCACUGCAAAAUAAAAAUGAAGUGCAAAAAAUUUAGAAAACUGCGUCCCAAAAAACUAACAUCUUACAUCCCUGAUAAACAAGAAGCACUUACACCCGAAGAUCUGCUGAAGUGGAAAAACAAAAACAUCCUGCUGAUUGGAAAACCUGGAAUAGGAAAGACGACAGUUGUCCAGCAGAUACUGAAAACUUGGACAGAUAAAGAUGAUAAAGAGCCAGACUACAUGUUUUACUUUGAUGAAAGUGUUUUGUCUCACAGUUCAAAGCGGGAGAACUUAAAAUCUUUUUUGUUUGACAUGUAUUUAAAACCAAAUGAGAAAGACAGAAGAGAAAUAUUUCAAGAUAUUGAAGAAAACUCUGAGAAUGUUGUCAUUGUGUUUGAUGGUAUCAGUUGUUUUCACAAACAUUUCAUUCUGAAGAAGAUCAUGAACCGUGAACUUCUACCCGAGGCAAAGAUCAUAAUAACAUGCAGAUCAGAGCUGCAAGAUGAUCCUCUUUAUUCUGACUGGCACUCACAGAAAGUGUAUGUUCAGGGAUUCAGUGAAGAAUCUAUCAGAAAAUACUAUCAGAUGAUGUUGGGUCAUAAUCCUGAUCUUCUGAAUGUUGUGUUGAACAAUCAAGAGCUGUUCAGUCUUAGCUAUGUGCCAAUGUAUGCAUUCAUGACUGCAGUCUUCUUUCUGUUUAAAAAUGACACCGAGCUCAAACAUUCACACACAGUGACGGAAAUGUACAUCCACAUCUUCCGUGAUGCUUUGAAGAAACAUGGGAGAAAAACACUUGGACAAAUAGAUCAAUAUAUAAGUGAGAUCAAAGAUCAGCUUUAUCUCAUGAUGAAAAAUGCAUUCAGUGCAACUGAGCAGAAAAGCCUGAACCUUCCAGAGAUCAGCGGUGAUCAAACAGACAUUUGUUCUGUGUUUCUGAAAUCGAUCACAAUAAGAGACAGUCCAACAUCUGCAGUGACAUACUGUGCAUUUCUUCACAACACAAUGCAGGAAUUCUUCUCCGCUUUGUGGCUUCUUGGGAAUCCAGAUGAAAUUGAGAAAGUCCUGAAACUCUGUCAGACUGAGGAGAAUAAACACAUGAGAUAUGUUCUUCAUUUCCUCUGUGGACUUCUGGGAGAACAUAACAUCAAACUCCUCAAGAGUCUUUUCUCAGAGGAUCAGAUGAAGAAAACAUCAGAUUGGUUGAUAGGGAAACUUUUGGACACUUUCCUUCAGCCUCAGAAUGAUGAUACAGACAUUGAUCUUCUCUUUGUGUGUCAGUGUUUGUAUGAGCUUCAGUCAUCUAAAGCUUGUUUAAUGUUCCUGGAGAAGAUGAACCAUCAGCUGGACCCUGAUAUUAAUCUGGACCCCCAUCAGUGUUGUGCUUUGUCUUAUGUGAUCAGUCAAUCCAGAGAUAAAGAGGUUUAUCUAAUUUGGAGGACUGCACCGUCUCUGACACAGGAAUGAAGAUGAUUCUCUCCUGCUCACCAAAGAUCAGAAUUAAACUUUGUAAUGAACCACUAAAGGAAUUACAAUGUUUACUACAGUUCUUCCAUAAAGUAUCACAGUGCAAACAGAACCAGCAGAAAGAUAAAAUUACAACAUCAUGCUGUUGCACCUACUUUGAUCCAAAUCCCUAUAAAAGACCAGAUCUAAGCAGAGCACUGCUGGAUCUUUGCUCACAUGUGAAGGACUAUGAGAGUCAAACAGGCAGGAGUUUCCUUCCAGCAUUACAGUCAGUUUAUAUACAGUCAGCACCUGAUGUCUGGAUCAUAAAUCUCUCAGAGAGAAAGACCUCCAUCCUCCUGGAAGUGCUGAAGCUUCAAACAGAGAAGAAACCAGUAAAGCUGAUAGACUGCACAGAUGAAGAGAGUCAAGUGAUGAGUUUACUUCACUGUCUGCCAUACAUCUCACAACUGAGAUUUCAUGUUGAUAAUACAAGUGCUGUGAUCAAAUUUGUGUUGAAACUCUUCAUUAAAGCAUCAGAAACUGAGGCACACACAGGAGAUCAGAUGCUGAAACGGUUGACAUCAGUCUGCACAUACAGAUAUUUUCCUUAUGAACAGAUUAAUUAUGCUGCUCAGAGUGAUUUUCUGCUGAAUCUUUGCUCACAUGUGAAGGACUAUGAGAGUCAAACAGGCAGGAGUUUACUUCCAGCAUUACAGUCAGUUUAUCAGUCACCUGAUGUCUGGAUCAUAUAUCUCUCAUUGAGAAAGACCUCCAUCCUCCUGGAAGUGCUGAAGCUUCAAACAGAGAAGAAACCAGUAAAGCUGAUAGACUGCACAGAUGAAGAGAGUCAAGUGAUGAGUUUACUUCACUGUCUGCCAUACAUCUCACAACUGAG
Molecule: messenger RNA, 3337 nt
Organism: Misgurnus anguillicaudatus (oriental weatherfish)
Lineage: Eukaryota; Metazoa; Chordata; Actinopteri; Cypriniformes; Cobitidae
Source: RefSeq, a predicted model, not a curated record